Molecule: messenger RNA, 2250 nt
Organism: Cordyceps fumosorosea ARSEF 2679
Lineage: Eukaryota; Fungi; Ascomycota; Sordariomycetes; Hypocreales; Cordycipitaceae
Product: DNA/RNA helicase, DEAD/DEAH box type
Exons: 1
Coding region: 1-2250 (749 amino acids)
Biological process (GO): ribosome biogenesis
Cellular component (GO): nucleus
Molecular function (GO): RNA helicase activity; nucleic acid binding; ATP binding
Source: RefSeq, a predicted model, not a curated record
AUGGCCGAUGAUGGCAUGCUAUUGAACUUUGAGUUGGGAAGCGGCCCAAUCAAGCCCCAAGUCAAGUUCAAAGGCGGACGCUGGCGCGACAGAAAACAGGCCGAGCGAGGCGCCCGAGGCCCUGGUCCUGACGGCCGCCCACCCUCACGUCGCCCUCCCAGAGACCGCUUCGACGAUUCCGAUCGCCCUAUUAAACGCCGCAGAGCCGACACUGAUCAACAGUCCGCCGACGACUACCAGCCCAGAACCCGGCCCAGCCAUAUCAAGCUCGAACACGGCGGCGCGGGGAGCAGGCCGCCUUUCGACAACCGCCGACAUGGUAACGGCGCCGGCGGCAGGGGCACGAAGCAAGUGGUCUCGAGCCUCUUCAGCUUCAACCCUGAGCAAAAAACAGUAUUUGAGGAUGAGGAAUGGACAGCCCCGACACCCACCAAUGCGCCGCUCGCGGACGUGGCCAACUUUGGCACCCUCACACUCUCCUCUCGACUUGUCGAGGAGCUCGGCAAGAUGAAGCUGGAGCGCCCGACUGCCAUUCAACAAAAAGUGAUUCCUCACAUGAUUACUGGAGGCUCUGAUGCCUUUGUACAGGCAGAGACUGGCUCCGGCAAAACAUUCUCAUAUCUCCUUCCCAUCCUUCAUCGCGUUCUGCAGCUCAGUGCGCAAAACGACGGCAAGCAAGUGCACCGCGACUCCGGCAUCUUUGCCAUCAUGGUUGCGCCCACUCGCGAAUUGGCCAAGCAGACACAUAACGUCCUCGAGCAACUCAUCAGGCCCUUUCCCUGGCUCGUCUCCACAGCCAUCACUGGUGGCGAGUCCAAAAAGGCGGAAAAGGCGCGCAUCCGCAAGGGUGUCAACUUUCUAGUCGCCACGCCGGGUCGGUUGGCGGAUCACAUCGACAACACAAAAGCCUUGAACCUGGGUACCGUGCGAUGGCUCAUUCUCGACGAAGGCGAUCGGCUGAUGGACCUGGGAUUCGAGGACGACCUAAAAAAGACCAUCGACGCUCUCCGCAAGGUUGAAAUUAUCAAGGAGACGAGCAGCGGAACGUCGCUGGCUGCACUUCCUGAUCGUCGCGUCACUAUACUCUGCUCGGCCACCAUGAAGAUGAAUGUACAGAAGCUUGGCGAAAUGUGUUUGGCUGACGCCGUCUUCCUUUCCGCCGAAAAGGGUGAGAUGACAGCGGACGAGAAUAUUGAGCACAAGGCUCCCGCGCAGCUCCACCAAUCACACGUCAUUGUACCAGCAAAGCUUCGACUAGUUACCCUUGCUUGCUAUCUCAAGUCCAUAUUCUCACGCAAGGGGCAGACCAUGAAGGUCAUCUUGUUCAUGUCCUGCGCCGACGCCGUUGAUUUCCACUACGAGCUCUUACGGAACCCCAACGAUACCGAAGCACCGCCAGCACAAUCGAAAGAUUUAGAAUUGGUCUCCAAGACUGUUGCUAGAGCCUCUUACAUCACCUCAGCGGCUAGCCCUGAAGUAGUCCUGCACAGGAUGCAUGGCUCCCUCUCUCAGCCUAUUCGGUCAGCCACGUUGCGUACAUUCUCCGCCUGCAAGUCGCCCUCAGUAUUGAUCACGACCGACGUGUCCUCGCGAGGUCUUGACAUUCCGUCCGUGGACCUCGUCAUUGAGUACGACCCCGCCUUUAGCUUUGCGGACCACAUCCACCGCAUCGGCAGAACUGCGCGUGCCGGUCGCGCCGGUGAAGCGAUGCUUUUCCUGCUACCCGGCUGCGAGGAGGGCUACGUCGAGCUCCUGCGCGCCUCUGGCGCCCCCACCGCGCAGUCCUACGAGUCCAUCCUCAGGACCGGCCUCAUGUCCAAGCUCGAGUUCCCCGUCGAGACGUCCGCCAAGCUGGCCGAGGGACAGACGUACCACGACAAGGCCGAGACGAUGCAGCUGCACUUCGAGCAGCGCUUGCUCGAGGAUCCCAACCGCCUCGAGCUGGCCCGCAACGGCUUCAAGUCACACAUCCGCGCGUACGCGACGCACGUCAAGGAGGAGCGCGUCCACUUUGACAUUGCGGAGCUGCACCUCGGCCACACAGCCAAGAGCUACGCGCUGCGCGAGCCGCCGCGCGGCGUCGGUGCGGGCAUCGACAGGAAGGCCCGCAAGGGCAGAAAGAGUGGCGGUACGGCCGCGGUCAAGGACGAUGAGAAGGAUAAGCCUGUGGAGGAAGGCGUGGCGAAGAGCAUUCUGCGGAAGAAGGGCAUGAUGUUGAUGACGGGUGCGGACGAGUUCAACAUUGGUUAG